UAACUGUAUUUAUUAUACAAGGCAAGGCUAUUUCUCUGUGGUUAAGUGGAGUUUUUAUUUUACUUUAGCUGAUGAUUGUCCUUUUCAGCACGCGUCUUGCAGCAUCAAGUGUCUCUUUCUCUCUUCUUCUGUAGAUGGCCAGUCAACUCCGAGCUAACUCAACUCAUCUCUGAGUUUCCAUCGAGUCUGCUGAUGAUCAAGGUAUUCAGUUCCAGUACCAGAACUUUGGAAUUUCGUUGAGAGACAGAUUCUGUUGGAAAGUACUCAAGGGGAAACUCUCAAUUUCAAGGAUCAAAGACCAUUUAGAGAGAAUAUCAAGACAAGGCAUUCAAAUUUGCGAAAACAUAACUGAUUAUGUCAAAGCUGUAGCCUAAUGAAGCAAUCCAAGGAUGAUACAAGAAAUGCAAAAACCAUGCCAAUGAGAUGUAUAAUCCUGUUUCAAAACAACAAAGUCACGAAUUGGACAAUGCAUUAAUGGAUGAAGUGUGGAUGUAUAUAGAUGAUCAUAACAUAGAUCAACCAAUGGGAGGUGGUGGAAUUUCUUCCCAAGCUGAUGGGGUGAAUCAUGUGGAGAACCAUGUUGAGCAAUCUACACGACUUGUGGAGACUAUGGGGGAUUUGUUGCCGGCAACAAAGCCAAUAGGUAAAGAGUUUGAAAGAAAUAAGAAUAAGAUAUGGUCCUGGUUAAUGGAUGAAAACGUCUCAAGUAUUGGCAUUUAUGGGAUGGCAGGAGUUGGUAAAACUGAAUUAGCGAAACAUAUCAAUAAUGAACUUGCAACAAUUCCCAGUGCAUUUGAUCAUGUUUACUGGGUUACUGUGUCAGUAGAGUCUAACAUCUGUAAGCUGCAGAAUGCCAUCUCAAGGGCUAUGUAUCUAGACCUUUCGAGUGUGGAUGAUGAGCAUAUAAGAGCAGCUAGAUUAUCAGAAGCUUUUACCAAGUCUAUCUUAAUUUUGGAUGAUGUGUGGAAAUAUAUUCCUCUUGACAAGGUUGGAAUUCCUGUUAUCAAGGAAGGAUGUAAAUUGGUUCUGACUACUCGAUCUUUAGAUGUGUGUCAAAAGAUGAGUUGCCAAGAGAAAAUCAAAGUGACGCCACUUUCAGAGGAAGAAUCUUGGAAAUUUUUCAAGAAAGAAGCAGGAUGUGGAGUUAUUCUUUCUCUAGAAUUUGAAGCAAUUGCAAAAUCCAUUGUAGAAAAUUGUGGGGGAUUACCACUUGCAAUUGAUUGCAUGGCAACACAAAUGAGAGGAAUGGGUGACAUACAUGAAUGGAUGGAUGCAAGCAACAAAUUGGAAGGAGUAAUAGCAAGGCAAGAGAAUGUGGAAAUAUUUGAAAAACUUAGACUUAGCUAUGAUUAUUUAAAUGAUUCAGCAUUACAAAAAUGCUUCUUGUAUUGUGCAUUAUAUCCAAAAGGUGAUGAGAUAGAGAGGGAGGAGUUGAUAGAUAAUCUGAUUGCUGAGGGAAUAAUUGAACAAAUGGAGAGUAGGCAAGCAGAACUGAAUAGGGGUCACUCAAUGCUAAAUAGACUUGUAAGACUUUGUUUGUUGGAAGGUAGUACUAGUUAUGGUUACGGACAUGUGAAGAUGCAUGACUUGAUUAGGGAUAUGGCCAUUCAAAUAAUGAAGAUGAAUCCACGAGCCAUUGUUCAAGCUGGUAAACAACUGAUAGAAAUGCCCAACGAGGAAGAAUUGGUUGAUGAUCUUGUGAGAUGUUCAUUAAUGCAUAACUGCAUUGAAGGUAUCCCUUAUGGUUACUCACCGAAGUGUCCCAAUCUUUCAACCUUAUUGUUGUGUGGCAAUGAAGGAUUGAGAUCAAUUUCUUCUUCUUUUUUCGAGCAAUUGGAUGGGCUCAAGGUGCUUGAUCUUUCUCAUACAGAUAUUGAGGAAUUGCCUAGUUCUAUCUCUUAUUUGGUGAAUCUAAGUGCAUUGUUGCUCCGCUGGUGUCAAAAGCUACGUUGCUUGCCAUCAUUAGCAAAGCUUAGGGCUUUGAAGAAGUUGGAUCUUAGAUAUUGUGGUGUUGAUGAAGUACCUCAAGGCAUAGAAUUGCUAUCCAAGCUCAGGUAUCUGAAUAUUGAAGGAACAAAUAUGAAGGAUUUGUUUCCUCCUGGGCUAUUACCUAACCUUUCGAAUUUGCAAUUCCUCAAUCUUGGCUUUGAGUUUUCACUUGGAGAGAAUGUAGAUGAUGUGGCAGAGUUGGUUAAAUUGGAAGCUUUAAUAUGUCGUUUUAAUGAUGUAGAUGAGUUCAAUGCAAAUGCUUCUAUAUUUUUCACCAAUCUAAUCCAAUUUGGUCUUCUAGUAGGAGACAAGGAGUCCCAUUACCGAUGCUUGGACGAACUACUAGACCUGAAAAGGAAAUUUGUAUGUUUUAAUGAAUGCGAUAUCAAUGGUGUCCUAGUUCUCCCAAAAAAAGUUGAAGAAUUGAUAAUUGAUGGCUGCUGCAUCGAAACAAAUGGCCUAUGCUUGCAAAAUGCAACUGAACUCAAGUACUUAGAAAUUAAAGAUUGUAAUGGGAUAGCAUGUUUGUUUUCAUUGUCCUCCUCAUCCCCUUGUAUAUUCCAAACCCUUGAGAAUAUUACUAUCCAUUCUUUGGAGGACUUACAAUUCCUCUUUAGUAGAGAAGCAACAAUACCAUUGUCACCUCCUCUUCCUACCUUUUCCCUUCUUAAAGUAUUUCAUCUAUACGACUGUCCAAGAAUGAAGCACUUGUUCCCUUCUGGCUGCUUGUCAAAUCUUCAUAACUUGCAACAGAUUUCUGUUUGCAAUUGUGAAAAUAUGGAGGAGCUGAUAGCAGUGGGAGAAGAACAAGAAAGCCAUGACAACAUUCAAUUCAUUCUCACAAAAUUACAGUCCUUAAACGUGAGUUUUUUACCACAGCUGAAGAGAUUUUGCAGGGAAAAAAUAAUUUGCGAUUCUCUCCAAGAAAUUAGUGUAGUCUACUGUGGAAGUGUGAAGCAGUUGUUCCUUCCCGGCUUGUUGUCGAACCUUAAAAACCUUGAACGGAUUUUCGUCUCUUGUUGUGCUAAUAUGGAGGAGCUGAUAGCAAUGGAAGAACAAGAACAAGAACAAGAAAGCCACGACAACAUUCAAUUCACUCUCCCAAAAUUAGAGUCUUUAAACUUGAGUCGUUUACCACUGCUGAAGAGCAUUUGUAGGGGAAGAAUGAUUUGCAGUUCUCUGCAACAAAUUAGGGUAAGCGAUUGUCCAAAGCUAAAGCAGAUGCCACUUUGUCUUAUCUUGACGGACAAUGGCAGCCAACCAUUUCAUCUUCCUACUCUUCAACGUAUAAAUGCAUGGCCACGCGAAUGGUGGGAGUCGGUUGAGCUCGAUCAUCCUAACGCCAAGAGUGUUCUUUUACCCCUUUGUGACUUCUUUCUGUAUGCGUAAUGUAACUCCAUUAACUAAACCUUUAAGCUGCUAAUGAUGAUUUGUUGUAUCCCUGUUCAUGCAUUUCAUAAUAUAAUGGCUUUUUCAGAUUUUUGUAUUAUUA
Messenger RNA from Jatropha curcas, 3481 nucleotides. Its product is annotated as putative disease resistance protein At4g27220. NCBI's taxonomy places the organism in Eukaryota, Viridiplantae, Streptophyta, Magnoliopsida, Malpighiales, Euphorbiaceae. The record is from RefSeq and is a predicted model, not a curated record. Gene Ontology annotation, molecular function: ADP binding; protein binding.